AGCGCCUAGACGGCCUUGAUUACUUUUCUGUAAAAAGAACAAUCUUUCAAGGAGUCAUCACUCGCAGCUGAGCACCUUGAGAGCGUCGAAUCAGUGUAACUGUGAUUCCAGGAUAAACUCACACCCAUCCAAGGUAAGCUACAAAACUGCUUCAGGUUAAUCAAUUUGCACUAAACUACUCGACAUAACACCAACCAAACCAAUUCACACCCAGAAUAACACAAACUGCACAGACUAUAUCGAACUAAUGGCCUACACGUACAUUGACCACAUUAGUCUACAACAAAUAAGUCAACCACACCCUAAACGCCAGAAUGCAUCUUCCUAUUAAAAAACGGAUCCUUUGUGGUGUCAAUGGUUUGUAACAUACACGCAUAACUGCGCAUAAAGCCCUUUGUCCAUAAAGGAAACAAUGAGAUCAUUAAUCUUUCAGUGUCUAGACGGCCUUGAAUACUUUUCUGUAAAGAGAACAAACUCUUGCGGAAUCAUCACUCGCAGCUGAGCACCUCGAGAGCGUCGCAUCGGUGUAACUGUGAUUCCAGGAUAAACUCACACCCAUCAAAGGUAAGCAUAUUUAUACCGCUCAGCAUUACAAAGAGACUAUCAUACGUAGGAGUGAAAAUAAUACAUUGGAGCUACAUUUUUUCAGACCUAAGUAAUUAUAGCUAACUACUGCAAACUACGGAACUGCUUCAGAAUAAUUAAUUUGUACUAAACUACUCAACAUUACACCUACCAAACAAAUUCACACCUGGAAUUACAUAAACUACACUAUAUCGAACUAACGGCCUACACGUAAAUUGACCUUAUUAGUCUACAAAAACUAAGGUAACCACACCCUAAGCACUAAAAGACAGCGACGACAUUGACUACAACUAAAUACAACAACCAUGAAAAAAACAUCGAAGUACACCGGCACUUACUGCCAACCUACUUACGCUACAUCGUAAUUUGGGCGUGUAAGCGAAACAUGACGCUUUAAUUGUUAACCAAAAUCACACAAUGAUUCUUUAGAUACGAUAGACUUUGCAAGAGUCUUCAAUAAUCGAUCAUGAUCGGUCUUUAGUCAUAGUACAUUAUGCAAGUAUGCAAAAAAGCAGUGUUUAUAACAUGCGCUAAAAUAUCUCAGACUUUAAGUAAAUGUGAUUUCGAAAGUCAGAGUGCGUUCCAGUGUAAUAUAGUCGUAGAAACGAAACACAAUUCUGCACAAAGAAUUCAUGAGCGGGAGUAAUAAGAUAUAGCGAUUCGCUAGUCACAGUACACUUAUUUGUUAUUGAUGUAACAGGGCCAAGGAACUGAACUGAAAAGUGAAACGAAAGAGUAGACUCUAGCUAAAAAUUUAAUAUUGAUUCUACGUGUGCUAAAUGGCUGCAAAGCUGUCUACAAAUAAAUUCUAGUUUGUGUUUUAGCCUCCGCCUAUCAUAAUUUUUUAAGGAGUACGAGAAAGUGGAAAAAUCGAGUAUCUACAAUUAAAGUCACAUUCAAGUUCUUUAACUGUACUAGGUCUAUUUUUUUUCUCUUUCAUGAGCUAUAAAGUCUGCAUUGCAAGAUGUUUCGUGCCAUCAUCCUAUUGAUAACUGAAUCCUUUGUGGUGUCAAUGGUUUAUAACAUACACGCAUAACUGCGCAUAAACCCCUUUGUCGAUAAAGGAAACAAUGAGAUCAUUUAUCUUUCAGCGUCUAGACGGCCUUGAAUACUUUUCUGUAAAAAGAACAAUCUUUCAAGGAAUCAUCACUCGCAGCUGAGCACCUCGAGAGCGUCGAAUCAGUGUAAUUGUGAUUCCAGGAUAAACUCACACCCAUCAAAGGUAAGCAUAUUUGCACCGCUCAGCAUUACAAAAAGAUUAUCAUUGGUGGGAGUGAAAACAAUGCAUUUGUGCUACAGUUUUUCAGACCUGGGUAAUUAUAGCUAACUACCUCAAACUACAGAACUGCUCGAGGUUAAUCAAUUUGCGCAUAAUUUCCUCAACUUCUUCAAACUAUAGACUAUAUCAGCUAAAUCAAUUAGCACUAAACUACUUAACAUUACAUCAGCCCAUAGACAUGGUUUGAUGCUACUCUGGUUUACAGAUUUAAUGAAUGUAACCAAAGAAGUUAUCAUUCAUAGACCCUGGGUCUAUGAGUUGUAACUUCUUCGGCUACAUUCGUUAAAUCUGUAAACCAGAGUAGCAUCAAACUAUGUCUAAUUGUCCACCUGGUUUCCGUGUGAACUUUAAUAUAUUACAUCAACCCUUAUUUAAAAUUAUUAUAUCCGGCGUCAAGGCGGCCAUGAACAGUGCUCUAUGAAGAAAACCUACUUUUUAUAUCGCCAAUGGUGCCAAAAUACCGCGAGCACUGGCAAAAAGAGCUUAUGCUACGUGAUCUGCUUCUUGAAUAUGCACAUGUACGAGUUAAAUGUAACUGAGCUAUCUCAAAUGUUUGGAAAAUUUAAAGCUGUGGUAUUUUUUGUGAUAAAAUUUGAAUGCUUUCCUGUGUACUUUGAUCAAAUUUUUCGUGGCUAGAGGCGUUUUUUUUUGUAAAGCCGUUUGUAAUUGCGUUUUCCUCUCCUUCAGUUUGAGGAAUGUGGAAAAGUCUUGAGCGCGUUGAAAGGCUUUACUUUGAGCCACUUUCCUUUUCAAGCUUUCCCGUCUAUCGCGUAAAAUGCAUCUUUUACGGAUCGUAAGCACUAACAGUCUGCUCUAAAAUCACAAGAAACGCCAUGAAAUAAGGCAAGUGCGGAUAAGCAAAGAAUUGCUCCUUAAUCUGACACUGGACACGACUCGCCAAGUUGUUCAGUUCUGGCAGCUUUGCUGAAUGCAUUUAAAUUUCAUCAUCGUUUCAUAAUUCAAACUUGUGGAAACCCGUAUACUUUCUGUGAUCCAAACGGAGACCAAAAUAACCACUGUCUCGUUCUUAGGUGAAUGGAAGUGGCCCUAGAUGAGAGGAGAGAGUAAGUGAAGGCCGAAAUAAAACGCUGACUGACAAGAAAGGAGAAACAAAAAUGUUCUACGAAGAGCAUAGGCAGCGAGCAGAACUAUAUUUUGAGGAAAAUCAUCCUUACAUUAUUGGACGCGCCCUGAAGAAGAUAAAUAAAUUAAGAGUGAAGGAGAACAAACCAAUUAGAGACCCUAAGAGAGGCCAUCAUGUUAUCAACAAAGGAGUCAACGAUCUUUGCAAAGAUAUAAUUAAGGAUUGUUUCGUGAAGAUUGGGCGCAGAAAUUAUUAUAAUGAGUUAAGAAAUCUGAAUAUCAUUGACGAAAAUGGUCUCCUGAACCUCAAUGCAGCGCCUCGGCCCUUCGAUAUCCCAUGGGAAAUUAAGUCCAAAAUUGACAGUAUGAAAGUGCAUAAGCCGGGGAAGGAUGAGAAAUAUAUCAGCAAAAACGAUCUGCAGUUUGGUUGCGCCAAAAUAGUUCUGUUAGCAUGUCUUCAUUGCGUAAUGCUAGAUAUCUUUAAAAGCUCCUUACAAGACGAAGAAAUGCCUAAUCUUGAUGACACAUUAAAAAACCUGAGCAUUAUAAUUGCUUACGACUUUAUUCAAAAGAACGGGCAUGGUGUGUACGUAGACGUUAAAGCUAAGGAAUGGUGGGAUAAAGAAAAUCCAGGUAAAGAACAAGACUUCGCAGAGUGUAAAAAAUCAGUUGAGACAUUUUUAAAAAGCAUAACAGAUGAUUCACAUGGGAUAUUAACGUUCGGAAAAUGGUUGUUAAGAUUAAGUUAGAAAAGAGCAGCUUGUCAAAUAUUUCGUCCAAUGAGCGAUCGUAGUCUAACUCGAAAUAUUACGACGCAUUUUCCAGUUCAUUUUAUCGCUGCUUAUGAAAAUAUGUGCAAAUAGUUAUUGCAUUUUUCGCGUCCUGGAACUUCAGGUUAAAUGAGUUAAUGGCGGUUUUGUUAAAGAUAUUCAAAACAAGGUUAUUUUGCUCUACCAUGUUCAAUCUUGCAGGGCUCCAACUUUCUUUGUUAGAAAAUAACUUCUUUGCCCUGGCUAUUGGUAAAAUAUUAUAAUGUAUUAUGUUGCGUCGUAGGAAUGCAAAUAUAAUUGCUCUUUUUGCUGGAAUGUGUGCUUCUUUUGAUGUCUUUCCGUAACCUCUAAUCUGG
Messenger RNA from Pocillopora meandrina, 4073 nucleotides. The record is from the annotation of a GenBank genome assembly. NCBI's taxonomy places the organism in Eukaryota, Metazoa, Cnidaria, Anthozoa, Scleractinia, Pocilloporidae.